AUGACCAGUACAAUGGUGGAAUCCUCAACUAUCCUAGUAAAUUCAUGGAUUCAUAGGAUUCAAAGUGAGGGUGGAGUUGCAGACAUAGAAAUUUAUGAGGAUAUAAGAAGACUUUCAGGGGAAAUUAUUUCAAGGGCUUGUUUUGGCAGCAAUUAUUCCAAAGGGGAAGAGAUAUUCUCAAAACUUAGAGCUCUUCAAGCACUCGUGUCUGACAAAAGCUUGCUCUCUGCCAUCCCCGGAAUGAGAUGUCUUCCAACUAAGCGUAAUCGAAAAAUACAGAGUUUGGGAAAAGAAUUCGAGAAAUGCUUCUCAAGAUAUGUGGACCCUGAUGUUGUUGGCUUUGAAUCCAGAAUGGCAGACUCGUGUCGUGCUGAAAUAUCUGAAGUUUGUGGCAAGCAAUUGCCCAAUGCUGCUAUUCUUCCAAAGAUGAAAACGCUGACAAUGGUGAUUAAUGAGUCGAUGAGACUAUACCCUACCGCGCCAAUUAUCACAAGGGAGGCAUUGCAAGAAAUGAAAUUUGGUGGCCUAACUAUUCCAAAAGGAGUUACCAUUUGGACUUUUUUGCCAAUGUUGCAUCAAGACCCUGAAAUAUGGGGACCUGAUGCUAACAAGUUCAACCCUGAGAGGUUUGCCAAUGGAGUCACUGCAGCAUGCAAGCUUCCACAGGUGUUCAUGCCGUUUGGUUUUGGUCCUCGCUUGUGUUUGGGGAUGCCAUUUGCAUUGCAGAACUCAAAAUUCUGCUAA
Messenger RNA from Ilex paraguariensis (yerba mate), 744 nucleotides. Lineage: Eukaryota; Viridiplantae; Streptophyta; Magnoliopsida; Aquifoliales; Aquifoliaceae. The record is from the annotation of a GenBank genome assembly.